Messenger RNA from Metschnikowia bicuspidata var. bicuspidata NRRL YB-4993, 1545 nucleotides. RefSeq lists its product as uncharacterized. The transcript has a single exon. NCBI's taxonomy places the organism in Eukaryota, Fungi, Ascomycota, Pichiomycetes, Serinales, Metschnikowiaceae. Bases 422 to 1336 code for a protein of 304 amino acids. The record is from RefSeq and is a predicted model, not a curated record.
AUCCUAAGAUUUCUCGCCUAAGGUCGUGCAGAGGAAAAAUACAUCUGCAGUAAACCAACAGAUAAAAAAGACUCUCUUAAAAGAAAAAUUAAGGAGGCUUUAGGAUUCAUUACUUUGGACUUGCAGUCAUAGGGACUAUCUGACCUCGACAUGAAAUGAGAUUAGCUCGCUUAAAUCAUUGCGUAAAACAAAAGUUAUUUGGAACAUCUAGAGCAAUGUGAGUUAGUUUAAUAAAAAAAGCAAUUUUAGCAGCUUUGGGGUUGUUCAUAGCUGUUGCCAGCCACAUGAGCAUGCAACCGUCUAUGAAUCGGCUGUGUUUUUGGUCGGAAACUUUUCUCUCGUCAGAGCUUAGAAAUGAUAUAAAGGUAGCCGGCUCAUCUCUGGCAAUUCCAAUUUUGUGAAAUACAACUAAAAAGUGUCGAUGAUUUUUGGUACAUUCAAAGGAUUAGCUUUAGGUAGUUUUUUCUCUGUGCUAGUGGCACAGACUCUACACCAGUCAUCUCCAGAAGCAAUCGUUUCUAAUGAACACAAUAUUGUUGGCCAGGAUUCCGAGGAAUAUGACCUUAGCACACGCGACGAUUUUGAUGAUAAAUCCACAAAUCCGCUCGUACAAAAAAGAAGAGACCAAUGGCCACACAUGCAUCAGGAAGUGAUUCCUCUUAAGUAUCACAGAGCUAACACUGCCUCCUACACAAAAGCGGAGGACGAUAAAUCUAGCAAAAGUAACCUUUCAAGUGGUGGUAUUCUGAAUUUUAUUUUUGAUGACAAAAACGAGUACACUUUUUUGGGCCUUGUGAGUGGAAAUAGGGAGGAAAUGGAAGAGUGGGCAGAUAUUGGGGACUUAUAUAAGGAGGUUUCAGACGCAAUUGAGGAUCGAUUUACUUUUGCUAGCGAACACGAGUUUGGGCACGACGUUGAUGACUUAGUAGAGCAAGCAUGGGAUGAUUUGGAUUUGAAAUGGAAACCAGAUAAUCACGAUAAGCAUAUUGCUGGAUGCGUUUCGACUAUGAAUGCGAUCAUUGGUAGAUACAACGAAAUUCAGAUCGAUACCUUGGGUGCACAUUGGGCUGGUUUAUACAGAGGGGACCAAUUAAUUGAGGAAACAAAGCGCCAAAAGCAAAUUGACGGAACUCCGGUUCAAAUCUGCAGAAAUGUCAAUGAAAAUGUUACUGAAACUGGUCUUUAUUCUAGCUUGCAGUAUAAAUGGAGUGCUCAAGAAGGCGACAUUUUGGUUGUUGUCUCGGAUGAAGUGCGACUCCAAUCCAGAUCGAAAACUCGUUUUCUUCGAAGAAUAAUAUACAUCCCUACACAGAUCUGCUUGAUGUUGCGGCGAUAAGAAUUAUUCUUGAAGCAAAACGAGUCGCUAAUGAAAAUCCCCUGAAAGAUUUGGUCGCUAUGGUGAUGGGUAUCGAGAAUACUUAGGUAGUUGACUUACAUUAGUAUUAGCUUAUGGCAAUAAAUCAAUUUAACAAACGAAAUAUACUAAGACUAUCUAAGGAUAAAGGCCAGGUUCUGAACGACCUCCAACAAAGAUUUAAACUGAAA